UCGUUACAAUUGAAAAAUAAAAGUUGUAACAGACAUUUCAACAGAAUCGCACAAUAGAAGAUCAUUGGCUUGGUCCGUCGCGCGCAAGGGGUGUCGGCGUCUUCAAGUAAUUUAUGAGCUUCGGUUCUUCUUUUUAGGCCAAAUGAGUAGACGAGAAGAGACAUCAGUGGUCGAGAGAACUUCUUCCACCAAGCGACCGGUGGCUGAUGGAGAAGAUGGCGAGGAGCCCAAGAAAAAAAUAAGUUUUGGGCUUAACAAAUCCAAUGACAAAGGUGAUGUCGGGAUGUCCCUCUCUGGCAAGAAGCCCCUGGGAUGUAUCUCAAUCAAACUAGGACAACAUCAGAAAAUGGCAAGCAACGUGGGAUUGACAAUGAAGCCUAAGGUAGGCUCAGCUGCUGCUGUUUUUGGUGAUGAAGAUGAUGAAGACGACGAAGAGGAAAUGCCUCCAGAAGCCAAGAUGAGAAUGAAGAAUAUUGGCAGGGAUACCCCAACUUCAGCUGGUCCCAAUAGUUUUGGAAAGACUCGCAUGGGGUUUUGCGAUUCAAAGAAGAUAUACGAAAGACAGUUGCGAGAAGCUUUAGAGGAGAAAAACUUGGACCAUUCAGAUAAAGCUUGAAGAAGGUUGGGGCCUUUUAUAGUGUCGUGGGAGUUUGAUUGUUGAAAAGUAUAUUUUCAAAGAUGUUCAUUGUUUUUCCAUUGGGUAAGGGGAUUGUUAGAAUUUUUGUUUCAGAUUGUUGGUAUGUGUAGGUUACCACAUUGCAAGUAUUUACUUGUCUGUUAAAUUGAAGUGAUAACCUAGGGGUUCAAAUGCUGUGCUGUCAUUUUACUCUGUAUGACUUUAGAUUUUGAAAAUCCUGUAAGGUUAUUUUGUAUUUUUUGCAGUGUUGGGUGUUCAUGAUCGUGGGGACCAAAUUACUUUAUAGAUUGGUUAGACCAAGUAUCCGCAGAAAUAAUAUCCAUUGGCUCAGGACAUUGUAGCAUGAUCCUUAAUUCACCAUACAAUAGUCAUAAACAAGUUGUAUGGAGUUUUGUUAGGAGGAUAAAAGAGGAAACAGUCUAAUUACAGUUACGAAUAUUCAAAACUCAUAUCUGUUAUGUAGUAGUUUGCUAAUCAUUUUAAGGUAGUACUUCUUUAAUGCACUCAGUUGUUGUUGAGAUGUGAUUUGAUUAACUAGCAUUUUAUUUACUUUUGACCAUCCCAUGUUGUAGAAUGGGGUCAUUCCUAUAUUUGGGUACUGUGUACUUGUAUUACCUAAACAUUACAGUAGACGCACAUGUUCAUUUCACCUUAGUGAUUCUUUUAUACUUCUCAUGUAUGUAUUCUAGCUCAUUGUGAUUAUUGAAAGGCACUUUAUUUUAUUUUUUCAUCACCUAAAAAUUCAGUAGCUUUGAAAGAAUGUGACAGUUUCCUGUAUUGCUAUACCAAAUGCAAUCUCCUGUUUCCUACUGUACCUUACCUAUCAAAGUUUAGUACUGUAUACUCUGUGUUUUUGUUUUACAAUAUUUUCCUAUUAAAGUAUGAUUUUAAGUAUUU
Molecule: messenger RNA, 1534 nt
Organism: Macrobrachium nipponense
Lineage: Eukaryota; Metazoa; Arthropoda; Malacostraca; Decapoda; Palaemonidae
Product: PEST proteolytic signal-containing nuclear protein-like
Exons: 4
Coding region: 143-616 (157 amino acids)
Biological process (GO): protein ubiquitination; proteasome-mediated ubiquitin-dependent protein catabolic process
Cellular component (GO): nucleus
Source: RefSeq, a predicted model, not a curated record